Molecule: messenger RNA, 1626 nt
Organism: Glarea lozoyensis ATCC 20868
Lineage: Eukaryota; Fungi; Ascomycota; Leotiomycetes; Helotiales; Helotiaceae
Exons: 1
Coding region: 1-1626 (541 amino acids)
Source: RefSeq, a predicted model, not a curated record
AUGUCUGCAGACUUAGCAUCGUCAAAUCCGUUCAGAAGAAAAACCCCCGCCAUUCCCUCCCCUCUUCCUCCAACGAACACGCCUGAUCCAGAUUCCCUUCAGAUUUCCUACGAAAACGUCCCCAUACGAUCCUCCUCAAUUGCCGACCCAUCAGGCUCGUCAAAAAGAGCUGGCAAAAAAGUUCGAGUCCAAUCUCCUCCACCUCCAUCACCUCAUUCCUCGCCCAUCAAAGAAGAAAGACCAGCAGGGUAUUCCACUUUGGCCACAGAAACAAUACGUGGCGGAGAUGAUCCAUUUGACAGCAAUCUCUCGCAUAGCUCUGAAGAAGAUGUCGCAGAUACAUGGAGGCAGGUUCCGGCCAAUCCAUUCGCGAAGACAUUAGCAACCAUAGAACCGUCCGAGAGCGAAGGCCCAGGAAUAUCAGUCAUUGGGAGCCCUGGAAGGGCACCGAUGGAUGUGGAGGCUUUCAAGAGGUUAUUGAUGACAGGAAAUGCAGGAUUAGGGACACCUGCCUCUCCCCCGCCAGUUCCGGCCCACACAGCUCAUCAUGUUCUGGGUGAUGCUGCGAGUAGCACGGAUACAUCUUCAAUAUCAAGACAGUCAAUCUUUGAGGGACCACAUGAGGUUCAUACUGAAUCACCUCGUACAUCACAUGAAAUAUCGGACCGAGAAGAGGAUGUCCGGGGUUCAACCGUUGAUAGUCAUCUCUCGAGGUCUAGUAGUAGAAAGAAGCCUCCUCCACCGAGCUCACGACAUGGCAGAUUGAUCAGGGUUGAAUUAAGAGACGACCAUCCUUCAAAUAAAUCUGGUAUCGAAUCUCCGUCGAUUAAGGGUCCCGGGUUACAUCAGAUUGGCUCAAGUUCAGUGCCAUCAACACCAUCACAGACUGACCUCAACAAGCCACUUCCUCCGGCACCAAGUCGGCGCAGUCAUGACAGUGACCGUGAGUCAGUAUUUGACAAAGAAUCUGCUGGGAAAACACCAGAGCCUCCCUCUCCAUCAGAACCGGUGAGAAGAGAAAAAAUGCCUCUACCACCGCCAGUGACGCGGAGGCAUAGUCAUCUCAUCUCAGAUUCCAAGCUAAGUCGGAGCAAUUCAGGCAGGCUCUCCCCAAAUGUUGAAGAGGACGAAAGGGCAAAUUCUGAAGAGCAGGAAGAUGGCAGGCCUCGCUCUAAUAGCGGUAGAGCCCCACCGCCGCCCCCAUCCAGACGGCCUGCAUCUAUACGUCGUGCUUCAUCACACCUUUCACCCUCGCCUUCUGCGUCCACGACGUCCCUUCCUGCUCCUCCACCAGCUCGACGUCUGUCGAGGAAGUCGUCUACAGGUAGACCAUCUUCUAUCCGUAGCUUAGAAAUAGCUACCAACAGUAAGCGCCUCUCCGUCAUUCCCCCACCACCUCCACCUCGUGCACGCAAUAGCCUAGAUGAACAAACCCCCGAAAAGUCCUAUCAACAUUGCGGUGAACAAGUUCAACCAAGUCCAAAAGCUACCCUACGCGAUUCGCGUGCCUCCUCCGUAUCGACGGUGAAUCCGGUGGGAGAAGAACCAGUAGGGCAUGAUAUAUUAGCAGAUCUGACCGCUCUGCAAAGAGAGAUAGAUGCUCUUCGAGUCCAAUCCAAUCAAUGA